This is a messenger RNA of Sabethes cyaneus, 1385 nucleotides long. RefSeq names its product DNA/RNA-binding protein KIN17 (gene kin17). The record is from RefSeq and is a predicted model, not a curated record. The transcript has 2 exons. Gene Ontology annotation, molecular function: double-stranded DNA binding. Gene Ontology annotation, cellular component: nucleus. Lineage: Eukaryota; Metazoa; Arthropoda; Insecta; Diptera; Culicidae. The coding region runs from base 99 to 1262 and encodes 387 amino acids. Gene Ontology annotation, biological process: DNA damage response; DNA replication.
UAGGUGUGUUUUGCUGUAGAAUAUAUUUUAAAAAUUUUCUUGUGCAAUUCAGAGAUAGUUUUCGUAGUUUACUCAUUCAGAUUAUUAAAAAUUCUAAAAUGGGCAAAGGAAAAGCUGAGGUUGGUACGCCCAAGUAUCUGGCUAAUAAGAUGAAAGCUAAAGGCUUGCAGAAAUUGAGAUGGUACUGCCAGAUGUGCCAGAAACAGUGUCGAGAUGAAAACGGCUUUAAAUGUCAUACCAUGAGCGAAUCCCAUCAGCGGCAGAUACUACUGUUUGCUGAUAAUGCUGGCCAUUUUAUAGAUAGUUUUUCAUCCGAGUUCAUGACUGGAUAUCUACAGAUCCUGCGUCGUCAGUUUGGUACCAAGCGGGUGUCCGCAAAUAAAGUCUACCAGGAUUAUAUUUCCGACAGACAUCACUUACAUAUGAAUGCUACGAAAUGGCAUUCGCUGUCCGAAUUUGUCAAAUAUCUGGGCAGAAACGGGCACUGUGUAGUAGAUGAAACGGAUAAAGGCUGGUUCAUUACAUACAUCGAUCGUGACCCUGAGACUUUGGCUAUGCAGGAAAAGUUAGCUAAGAAGCAGAAAAUGGACAAAGAUGAUGCCGAGCGGUUAGCUGAAUUUAUUGAAGAGCAGGUUCGGCGAGGACAGAAAGAGGAAGAACCAUGUACUUCGUACACCGAACUAAAGAGAGAGACUGAAGAGGAAACUAUCAAGAUUGAAUUAAAGUUGGUUUCCAACUCUAAAGCAGAAUCAAAGCCUAUAAAAUUAGAAAAACGUCCACUUGAAGCCACUGCAGAAGCACGUAAAGAGAAAAAGUACAAAUCUGGAUCUUCAAGCGAGUUCAAGAAACCGUCGGCGCUGGAAGAGUUAAUUCGAGAAGAGGAGAUCAAGAAAGAAAAGAACAAUCGGAAGGAUUACUGGCUUGCGGAGGGCAUCGUUGUAAAACUGGUUACAAAAUCUUUGGGUGAAUCGUACUACAAAGAAAAAGGUGUCGUACUGGAAGUGAUCGAUCGCUACAGAGCAAAAAUCAAACUGCUAGAAACUGGCGAAAAGCUCAAGAUAGAUCAGGCGCAUUUGGAGACAGUCAUCCCGGCAAUUGGCAAACAGGUACUUGUUUUAAACGGAGGCUACAGGGGGAAUACUGCUGUUCUCAAGGAAAUCGAUACCGAUAAUUAUUGUGUGACAAUUGAAAUAGCAUCUGGCCCGUUGAAAGGAAGAAUCGUCAACAAUGUUCAGUACGAAGAUAUAAGUAAGCUUUUUUAAACUUAGUUUUAUAAUAGGUAAUCGUCUUAUCGCUCUGGUGCCAGGAUCUCCUUUUGGCGGGUUACGUGAAAAUCUCUAUAAAUCCUAGAUACUUCAAAUGAUUAAUUAACAUAUAGUCAUAAU